This is a messenger RNA of Oikopleura dioica, 1596 nucleotides long. The record is from the annotation of a GenBank genome assembly. NCBI's taxonomy places the organism in Eukaryota, Metazoa, Chordata, Appendicularia, Copelata, Oikopleuridae.
AUGACUAUUGAUAGAGAGAUUUUAAUCCGGCCACGCCUACAUUCGAAAGAACAAGAAGAAGAGAUUCUAACUUCUGUGAGAAGCGGAAAGCCUAAUCGUGUUCGAAAUGUUAGACGCAGACAUCUUUCGACGGGAGAUAGCGAGCCCAUCAUUAGGAAUCGAUCGGACUCAACAAAGACCAUUUACACUGCUGGGAGACCACCAUGGUACAAAUCUGACGGUGCUGAUGGGCCAUCUCCCCUUGUGAUUGGUAUUUGCGGCGGGUCAGCUAGUGGAAAAACUAGCGUAGCGAAGAAUGUUAUCGAGGGGAUCGAUGUUCCUUGGGUUGUCUUGCUCGCCAUGGACAGCUUCUACAAGGGAAUCACCACUGAGAAGGACAAGGCGCUGGCAAAGACUGGCGACUAUAACUUCGAUCAUCCGGAUGCAUUUGACUGGGAGGCGAUGAUUGAAAUCAUAUCAAAGCUCAAAGAAGGAAAGAACGUGGAAGUGCCCAUUUAUGAUUUCAACACGCACUCUCGCUGUGCGGAAACGAAAACUGUCUACGGAGCCACAAUCAUUAUCUUCGAGGGUAUCAUGACUUUCCAUCUAGAAAAGCUUCGUGAACUGAUGGAUUUGAAAAUCUUCGUUGAUACCGAAAGCGAUAUCCGACUUGCUCGGCGACUCAUGCGGGAUAUCUCUCAACGUGGAAGACAGAUCAAUGAUGUUUUGAAUCAGUACAACCGCUUCGUCAAGCCUGCCUAUGAAAAGUACAUUGCACCAACGAUUUCACACGCGGAUAUCGUCGUUCCAAAAGGAGGCAGCAAUAGAGUCGCUAUCGACUUGAUCGUCAAACACAUCAGACGAGAGCUUGACAAUCGCAAGUACCGCGUUGUUCGCAAAACCUCCAUACCUCGCAAUUGUUCUGAUCCAGCUUCUUUGCAUCUCUUGCCACAGACGCGCCAGUCGAUGGGUAUACAAACGAUCAUCAGAGAUAGAAAUACGCCUCGCAAUGAGUUUAUCUUUUACUCUGAGCGACUUAUGCGUCUUGUGUUUGAAUAUGCACUUGGCUUUCUUCCCCAUGAAGCGCAUACAGUCAAUACUCCGCAGGGUUUGCAGUAUGACGGUGUGCGCUUUUCGGGCAAUGGUCUUUGCGGCGUUUCCAUCUUGAGAGCCGGUGAGACAAUGGAAAAGGCUCUCAUGAAAGUGACGAAGGACAUUCGCUUGGGAAAAAUUCUCAUUCAAAAUAACCCAGACACAAAGAAUCCUGAACUCUAUUUUCUCCGUCUCCCACGCGGCAUUGCUGACGAUCAUUGCGUUCUCAUGGAUGCAAGUAUUGCCACUGGAGCUGCAGCUAUGAUGGCGAUACGAGUAUUGCUUGAUCAUGACGUACGAGAAGAAAAUAUACUUUUGGUUUCCUUGUUGAUGGCAGCGCCAGGCGUCCACGCCAUCGCAUACGCCUAUCCGAAGGUUAAAAUCAUCACUGCCGCAGUCGACAAGACUGUAUCGAAAGACUUUCACAUUCUCCCUGGACUUGGAAACUUUGGAGAUCGAUAUUUUGGGACGGACGCGAACGAUUUAAUGACUGAUAUCAAGGAGGAGCCUUUCUCGAGCGACUAG